Lepus europaeus (European hare) is the source of this 860-nucleotide messenger RNA. It is a transcript of the gene AK1, whose product is annotated as adenylate kinase 1. The transcript is spliced from 7 exons. Lineage: Eukaryota; Metazoa; Chordata; Mammalia; Lagomorpha; Leporidae. The coding region runs from base 114 to 698 and encodes 194 amino acids. Gene Ontology annotation, molecular function: ATP binding; nucleoside diphosphate kinase activity; AMP kinase activity. Gene Ontology annotation, cellular component: cytosol; cytoplasm. The record is from RefSeq and is a predicted model, not a curated record. Gene Ontology annotation, biological process: ATP metabolic process; nucleoside triphosphate biosynthetic process.
UGACAGCCUUAUAAAUAGUCGCCUUUGCGGGCGCCGGAGGACGGGCACGCACUGCCCUGGCGCCCACCGCAGCCCUCCCCAGAGGCAGACUCGGCUCCUGAGAGCGCGGCAGGAUGGAAGAGAAGCUGAAAAAAGCCAAGAUCAUCUUCGUGGUGGGCGGGCCUGGCUCCGGCAAGGGCACCCAGUGUGAGAAGAUCGUGCAGAAGUAUGGCUACACCCACCUCUCCACCGGCGACCUGCUGCGCGCCGAGGUCAGCUCGGGCUCGGCCAGGGGCAAGAAGCUGUCGGAGAUCAUGGAGAAGGGGCAGCUGGUGCCACUGGAGACGGUGCUGGACAUGCUCCGAGAUGCCAUGGUGGCCAAAGCAGAGACGUCCAAAGGCUUCCUCAUCGACGGCUACCCACGGGAGGUGCAGCAGGGAGAGGAGUUUGAGCGGCGGAUCGCGCAGCCCACGCUGCUGCUGUACGUGGACGCAGGCCCUGAGACCAUGAAGCAGCGGCUCCUGAAGCGCGGAGAGACCAGCGGGCGGGUGGACGACAACGAGGAGACCAUCAAGAAGCGGCUGGAGACCUACUACAAGGCCACCGAGCCCGUGAUCGCCUUCUACGAGAAGCGAGGCGUCGUGCGCAAGAUCAACGCCGAAGGCUCGGUGGACGAGGUCUUCGCUCAGGUCUGCACCCACCUGGACGCGCUGAAGUAGCCACAGCCCCUUCCCAGCUCGGCGCCCCGCCCGCCCCGUCCGGCCUGGAGGUGGCCCUGGCCGCGGCCCAGCGCCUCCGCCCUGCCCGGCGAGCACAGACAGAGGAAGCCACUUUAUCCUGUUUUCACAGACAGCCGAGCACUAAAGGAAUUGCCAAGGACA